GCCCCAUCCCUGACACAAGGCCUCUUUCUUGUACUGUAAACAAGCAGAAGUGUUAGCGCUGCACGUGUUGUUGGGUUUUGUAUUUAUAACAAGGCGGCCCGGGCGGGAUCACGUGCUGCUGCUGCUGCUGCUGGGGAGGAGGAGGGGACCUGGCUCCGGCUCCGGCUGUGGCUCUGCUGCUGCUGCUGCCGCCGCCGCUGCUGGUGAUGGCUUCUCCACUUCCUCCUUGUGUGACAGAGCAGCAGCAGCAGCAACAGCCCAUACAGUACAUGCAUACAGCGCAGCUCUGGGGAGCUGAUCAUUGCCCUCAGUUCUGAAAUUCCCGGGACCCCGCAGCAGCCGCACACUGGAUUCCUCUCUUCGUGUCCUGGAAGAGGGACAAUAUGAGUGCAGGAGACGUGGUCUGCGAAGGCUGGCUCAUCAAAUCACCCCCAGAGAAGAAGCUGAAGAGAUAUGUAUGGCGGAAACGCUGGUUUGUACUACGGCGGGGGAGAAUGAGUGGAAACCCAGACGUAUUAGAGUAUUACAAGAAUAAGCACUCCAAAAAACCAAUCAGAGAAAUCUACCUGAAUGAAUGUGAAGUGCAGAAAUACUUUGGUGUGAACCUGAUAAAGAAGGAAUUUCAGAAUAGCUUUGUGUUCAUUGUGAAAACUGCUCUUCGCACAUUCUACCUUGUGGCCAGAACAGAGGAAGACAUGCAGACCUGGAUAUACAAUAUCAGCCGUAUCUGUAACUUUGGACAGCUGGAAGAUGGCACAGAUUCUGUAGAGAGCCUCUCUCAUACCACCUCCUCAGUCCAAGCUUCACCAGCAGUCUCCACUCACACGUCAAGAAUCACAGACCCUUCCUUCUCUGUGGACAGCUCAGCUGCAGACACCUCAACAGAAGAGAACAGGAGUGAAUCAGAAUCAAUAUUCAUCCCAGACUAUCUGUUUUUAUCAAACUGUGAGAGUGGGAAACUAAAUACUACCAGAUGUGAUGCUUGGUCAAACUCCGAUAAGUCUCUCGAGCAGACAUCUUCUGAUGAUGUGUUUCUUGACAACUUACCAACCCAGGCUCUCUACAAUGUUAACUUUCAUCAUAAUCAUAUGCAGUCUACUGCUUUCCAUAUCUUCAAAGACUUAGAAUCAAAUGGUUCAUCUAGUGACUUCUCCUCAUCCUCCCCACUGCUGGGGCCUUCUUCAGCACAGACAUUUUUAGUUGAGAAAAGUCACAGUGGAGUCAGUGACACUGAAAUAUUACCCAUCACUCCGCCACCAAGACCUCCCAAACCAAUCCAUUUUCCUGACCUGAGGGCUGACGCCAUUUUCACUGGAAGCAUCCAGAAUGGACAUUGUUUAUCUGGAAUGGAGCCAAGACGGAUUUCACUCUCCAGUCUGGACAGUGUUAGCAACUGGAAAGGUGACUUGGAAGACUGCUGUCUAAGAAGCAGAGACAAGAGGCUCAGUCUAAAUCUGCCGAGGUUUACACCACUUUAUUCCUUCACAUCAGACAUUUCAGAAGACAGCUACGUCCCUAUGAAUCCAAAUACCUCGCCGCCAGUUUCUGAGUCAGAUUGCAGCACAGAUGGGUAUAUACCUAUGAGUCCAGUAACUGCAGCUUUCACCUUCCCAGCACCAGCCAACUCAAAGGUUUCUAGUCCAUUGCCUGAACUCCCGGCAGACCUAGAACCCCCUCCAGUAAAUCGCAAUCUCAAGCCACGUAGAAAGAUGCGCCCACCACCCUUGGACCUGCGGAAUCUUUCUACAAUUCGAGAACAUUCCCCGGCGACAAGAACAUGGACUGUGCCUUACAAUCGGACCAGCUUUAUCUCCCCAGAAAGUGAAUGUAUUAGCUCAGCACAUAUCUUUGCCAGUUCUGUCUCAGGAGAAGAGGAGGAGUUCUAUACUGCAAUGGAACAUCGACAAGGGGUAUCCCCUAGUAGUGGAAGUUUCCCAUGGCCUAGGAAGUUCAACCUCGACUAUCUUGCAUUAGAUUUUAACUCUGCAUCUCCAUCUCCAGUUCAAAAGAAACCUUUCCUGUCUGAAGAGCAGAAAGUGGAUUAUGUGCAGGUGGAUGAGAAGAAGACUCUAGCUCUUCAGAACACUAAACAAGAGUGGUCUGAUGAGAGACAAUCAAAAGUAUAAAGAAGUGUUCAUUUGAAGUUUUUUUUAUGUUUUGCACUAGACUAUUACAUUUUGAUAUAGCAGCUAAAAGGACAUUUUUCCUUUAUCUCUGAAUUUUCACUCUGCAAGGGAGAAAAUGAAAGCCAAGGGACAAACUGUAUUUAUUUCCCAUAGUAGUGGGUUAUGCUGAGAGAUUUGUAUUAAAACACGUCAUGCAACCUGUCCUAACGCUGGCUGUAUGCAUAAAUCACACGUACGGGAUUACCUGUAACAGCCAGAAGUAAUUGUUAUGAGGUCUUCAACAGCGUGUGGAAUAAUAUGUUUCUAAAGCAUACACAUUACCAAUUUAUUUCUGAUAAGCCAUAAGAAAUCUUGAAAGAUAUUCUAUAAUAAUGAUCUUCCUCUAGAGUGAAACAACAAUAUUCCCCUUAUGCGGGAUUGAUUUUCUCUCGCCUGUCGUAGUGAACAUUCGCCAUUUUGGUGUUGAGCAGGUGCAAUAAUUUCCAAAGUUUUUCUAUGUUUAUAUUAUUAGUGGCACUGUGGUUUCUGCACUGCACUCAAUUUUACGAAAUGUCUAUUUUUUAAGUUCAUGAUAAAGCUUCUUACCUUACUGGGAAGCAAAAAUGGCAGCACUGUGUUGGAUGUAAAGAAAAUGACGUAUAGAAUUUUAGUAUGUUAAAAAAAAAAAAAAGCACUGAAUCUCUAAAAAUAAUUGAACACAGGUUGUAUUAUAGGGCUUGAUAGUUGCAGUCUUCAGUGUAUAGUGUAGUGGAUAAGGAUAUCUCUACAAGUGUAAAUAGCACAAUUAGUGUAGUAUAAGUAAGAUGUACACUGUAAUUCUCUCCUGAGAAUGUGGUCUUGUUAUCAGGCACUUGUAAAUAGUCAAUUAACUGUUUAAAAUGUAUGGAAAUUCCUUUUUCAAACCCAUUGAGAUUAAAACUAUACAUGAGA
Molecule: messenger RNA, 3056 nt
Organism: Pseudophryne corroboree (corroboree frog)
Lineage: Eukaryota; Metazoa; Chordata; Amphibia; Anura; Myobatrachidae
Gene: GAB3
Product: GRB2 associated binding protein 3
Exons: 10
Coding region: 384-2126 (580 amino acids)
Biological process (GO): signal transduction
Cellular component (GO): cytoplasm
Molecular function (GO): signaling adaptor activity
Source: RefSeq, a predicted model, not a curated record